Messenger RNA from Penicillium canescens, 1209 nucleotides. RefSeq names its product E3 ubiquitin-protein ligase RAD18 (gene rad18). Gene Ontology annotation, cellular component: Rad6-Rad18 complex; nucleus. The record is from RefSeq and is a predicted model, not a curated record. Bases 1 to 1209 code for a protein of 402 amino acids. The transcript has 3 exons. Lineage: Eukaryota; Fungi; Ascomycota; Eurotiomycetes; Eurotiales; Aspergillaceae. Gene Ontology annotation, molecular function: single-stranded DNA binding; ubiquitin protein ligase activity. Gene Ontology annotation, biological process: DNA damage tolerance; protein monoubiquitination.
AUGGAUCAAUCGUUCGACCUGCCCGAUUCCACCGAUUGGGUAGGAACGCCUCUGUCACUACUUGCGCCACUCGAAUCCUCGCUCCGGUGUCAAGUCUGCAAAGACUUCUUCGAUAACCCGGUCAUUACAUCUUGCAGUCAUACAUUCUGUUCACUAUGUAUUCGCCGCUGUCUAAGCACCGAAGGGAAAUGCCCUGCUUGCCGGAGCUCUGACCAAGAGCUGAAGCUGCGCCGUAACUGGGCCGUACAAGAACUGGUCGACGCGUUUAUGACGGCAAGGCCGAGUGUCCUGGGGCUUGCACGAGCGGAAAAAGAGCGCCUUAAGAAGGGUGAGGAUGAUACCAAGCAACUGGCAAAGAAACGAAAAGUUAGCCGCGUUGCAGAGGAGGAAACGCAAGUUGCAGAAGUCAGCUCGCAAGGCCGACGAACACGGUCUCAAAGAACCACAAGAACCUCGGUAGAAGCGCUGAUUGCUCCUCAAAGUAUUCCUGAGGUUAUUGAGGAUAGCCAAGAUGACGAUGAAUACAUUCCAGAAGAUGGCAUGGUCGCGUGCCCGAUCUGCUCCCAGAAGAUGAAGGAGGAAGCGGUCUUCACACAUUUAAACGUUCACACAGAGGAGGAAGCUCAGCCUCCAAAGCCAGCUCCUUUUGGGUCACUGAUGGCCCCACCCCAAAAGGAUCUAACCCUAGGCAAACCUCCCGAUCGAAUCCCCGCCAUAAACUACUCCAUCUUGAAGGAUAAUUCAUUGCGAAAGAAGCUCCGGGACCUCGGUAUCCCGGAGUGGGGUCCCAAACCGCUUCUGCAGCGACGCCAUACGGAGUGGAUGAACCUGUGGAACGCGAAUUGCGAUUCCAAAAACCCCAAAUCAAAACGGGUAUUGCUCUCAGAGCUGGAUAUCUGGGAGCGGACGCAGGGAGGGCAUGCUGCUACGCCAUCACCAUUUCUUUCGUCAAGUAACGUUAUGCGCAAGGACUUCAAUGCGAACGAGUGGUCCACAAACCACGAUGACGAUUUCAAGCGCCUCAUUGCAAAUGCGCGGAAGAAGAGUGAAGCUCAGAUCAGGUCCACUAUUCCUGGAGCAUCAGAAAGUUCGUCUGGGCCCGCGCAAGCUCAACCACAGCAGCAUGCUGAGGCACUGCCACCGAAUGGUGCUCGCAUUGAAAACAACCCAGGCUCAGAUGCCAAUAAUACCAUCGACCUCUCCGGAUGA